Messenger RNA from Fomitiporia mediterranea MF3/22, 1779 nucleotides. RefSeq names its product kinase-like protein. The transcript is spliced from 5 exons. Gene Ontology annotation, molecular function: protein serine/threonine kinase activity; ATP binding. Bases 7 to 1092 code for a protein of 361 amino acids. Gene Ontology annotation, biological process: signal transduction; endocytosis; peptidyl-serine phosphorylation. Lineage: Eukaryota; Fungi; Basidiomycota; Agaricomycetes; Hymenochaetales; Hymenochaetaceae. The record is from RefSeq and is a predicted model, not a curated record. Gene Ontology annotation, cellular component: cytoplasm; nucleus.
UAUACCAUGGAACUAACAUUUGGUGGGAAGUAUAGAUUAGAAGAAGAGAUUGGAUAUGGGGGUUGCGGGUCUGUGUAUAUGGGCACGCAUACCAUCGCCGGCAAAGAGGUUGCCAUCAAGGUCGAAUCGGCAAAUGCAAAACAUUCCAUGCUCAAGCAAGAGUCCAGGAUAUACAAAACCCUAAUGGGAGGUCCUGGCGUGCCAUGGAUGAUGUGGUCCGGAAAACAAGGAGACUAUAAUGUGAUGGUUAUUGAUCUGCUCGGUCCGUCGCUGGAAGACCUCUUCAAGAUUUGCAACAAGCACUUUACGCUCAAGACCGUACUUUUACUUGCCGACCAGAUGCUUUCACUCAUUGAAUUUAUUCACUCUCGCGACUGGGUACAUCGAGAUAUUAAGCCUGCCAACUUCCUCAUGGGCCCAGACGUAUAUUCGUCCUCGCGGCCGUCGUCCUGCGACCGGGUGAACGUAAUUGACUUCGGCCUCGCGAAGAAGUAUGCGAACAGUGGGACGGGCGAACACAUCAAGAACACACAGUGUGACACUCAUGGGGUCGGAACUCCGCUUUUUGCCAGCAUCAACACGCACAAAGGUGAAGAUUGCUCAAGGCGUGAUGACCUUGAGUCGUUGGCGUAUACGCUCAUCUAUUUCCUCCGUGGAACAUUGCCCUGGCGGAAGGUGAAGCCUCCUCCGGACGCCGAUAAGAACCCGAAACUCGCGUGGGAUAAGGUCCUGGUUGCAAAACUCGCUGCUGAGUCUUCUGGAAUCGUCACCGCAGGUCUCCCAACCGAAUUCGACAUCUUCUAUCGAUAUGUGCGAAACCUCGCCUUUGAGGAUCUACCCGAUUACGCUGGCUGCCGAAAACUGUUCCGAGAUCUCGCGAAACGUGAGGGUAUCGAGUAUGACGGCCAAUUUGACUGGACUGUUGUGGGCGAACGUGUGUGGCGCCGAAAGAGUGGCAAGCAGCGGUCUGCCAGCGGGCCUAGUACUAUCAGUGGCGGCAGCCAGAGACGUCGCCGGUUUUGCGAAGCGUGUGAAGCUCGCGCUCAAAUGGAAGCUGAGAUGCACUCCAUACCGUUGUCUCGACGGUCAUAGGGAGUGGGACGAAGAAAUCUGUUGGGUUGUAUUUUUAUUUCUCUCAUCAUUCUGGGUGUAUUUCUAGCUAGUGGUCAAGUAAUGUCAAGCCUUCCUUUUGGAUGCCUUGACAACACUACAAAUUGUCCGCACCGGCCACUGCCGUGGCUGAGGGCCAUGAUCCUCGCCUAGCAUCGUGCGAGAAACUCGCUGUACCCUGCCUUGGAUAAUAACAAAGAGCAUGUCUGGGAAUCUAGCCCCGGAAUGGAUCUCAAAGGUCGCGACAGCCGGGCGUGUCGCGAUUUUAAUUGACAUUGCUUUUCAUCGUGUUGCCAAUCGUUUUGCUUUGCUGUUACAAUGGGGACUCCGCCUGGCCGGCAUGGUCCUCUAUCUCGCCUUGCUCUCGCAACUCUGCACUUGACUAGGAUUUCUUUGGGGUUUUAACACAUGGAUAGAUCGUAAAUGGCAUGUAGACGAAUAUCUCCGUUCUCACAAAUCUUGUUUCUAUUUGUAUCAUUACUAUUCUACCUGCUUUCUUCGCCACCAUGUGCCCACUUGUAUACGUGCUCUGUUGGAUCUAGCUGUCAUAUAUUGUAGCUGUUCUUAUUUGCCUGCAUUUCUCAAUCAAUAUUUGGAUUGUUGCAUUUUGUACUUUUUCUACUGUAUAUAGGACUCUUUAUCACUUGAAAAUAUCUGUGCUUUGACAUA